Messenger RNA from Mangifera indica (mango), 747 nucleotides. RefSeq names its product zinc finger protein 1-like. Bases 1 to 747 code for a protein of 248 amino acids. Gene Ontology annotation, biological process: negative regulation of abscisic acid-activated signaling pathway. The record is from RefSeq and is a predicted model, not a curated record. Lineage: Eukaryota; Viridiplantae; Streptophyta; Magnoliopsida; Sapindales; Anacardiaceae. The transcript has a single exon.
AUGUCAGAGAGAGUUUCAUGUUUUGAUAAAAUGAAAGGAAAAGGCGGUCAAGAAGUCACUUCAAACUCUGCAGGCUUAGAUGAUCUCUCUCUUGACUUAAAGCUUUUCAACAACAAUCAAACUGAUCAUCCUGCAUUGAAUCUUGAACUCAACUUGCUCGAUCGCCUUGAUGCAGGCUCCUCGAAUGUGUUGGAGUCUUCUGACAAUGAGAGUAAUUUGAACAAGACUGAGAAGACAAAAUUUUUUGUAUGCAAAUAUUGCGACAAGAAGUUCUCGAACUCUCAGGCAUUAGGGGGGCACCAAAAUGCUCAUAAAAAAGAACGGGCAGCAAUGAAAAGAGAAAAAGGACUCGAGAAUCUGGUCCCUAUUAAUCAAAACCUGGCUAGCCAUUACCCAUAUUCACCCUUGGCUGCUGCACCAAGUUUCUCUAAUCAUUAUGGAUCACCUCUUGGUGUUCACUUCAACUCUUUCAUCCAUAAACCGCAUCAUGCAUUUUCUCAAUCUCGAUGGUCUUUGCCGGAAUAUGCCAUGCAAAGAGCAGGUGAUUAUGUGGUUCCUCUAGAUGGUAGAGGAUUUCAAGUCCAGCAGAAGAACCCAUUUGGUAUGUUUGAAAGUUCUUUAAAUGGGAAUGGCAUGUUAAGAAACUCUUUAAAUGGGAAUGACAUGCAUGGAAGCUCUUUAGUUGAAAAUUCAGAGGCUGGAACAAGCAAAUUUGGCGGCUCUGGAGGGGUUAAUAAGUAUCAGUAA